AUGGCGGCCGGACCGAUCACCGAACGUAAUCAAGGUAAGAUUGAAAUCCAAUUUUCAACUAGUAUUUAUACAGUAGUUUUAGAUUAUUGUUCAUAUCAGAUAGACUAACAUAUGUGAUUUAUUAAUACGUUGCCUUUUUGCUCUGUUCGCAUCGUGCGAACGAAUUAUGAGCUGUUUUGCUUUAUGAUGUAUUUGUUCAUGUGCUGACUGCAGUCACUGGCAGUCUGGCACAAAACAAUUUGUUAUUUGCUUCUGAGUACUGUAGUGUAAGCAGCAUUUGGGCACCGCAGAUCUCAUUAAAAACUGUCGAUUUGUUAUUUGCACAGUCUAGGUGCAAAUAUGUAUAUAUGUAUGAUGUAUACAGAUUUAUACAGUAUACCGUGUAUAUAUAUUAUAUAUAUGAGGAGUCUACUAGGCUCUCUAAACAUUGGGUAAAUGUCAGGAUAUGUAACUAACUUUACAGGGUUUUGUAGAUGGAAAUUUCACGUGUGAAUUUAUACAUUAUUAGUGUCAGUAAAAUGCAACUAUAUUGGCCUUCUGGAAGAAAUCAAACCUGCGGCACUCAGGCACUGCGAUUUCAGUGCAUUCCAUUCAGGGACGCCGGAACGAUGUGAAGGCAAGGGGUUGACAACCUCACGUGCGUUCUUUGAGGGUGACGUCAAUACAAUUGGAAAGCGGUUUUCCACAAUAAGCUCGUAAUAUCUUCGUAAAAUCUUUGUAACAUGUUCGUAUAAAUUAAUUUAAUUAAUAUUUAUCACUUAUUUACUGAGACCGAGGGAAACAGUGUGUUUUGUGGACCCGAGACCGUCAAUGUUUCCCGAGGCGAAGCCGAGGGAAACAUCGACGGUCGAGGGUCCACAAAACACACUGCUUUCCCGAGGUCUCAGUAAAUAAGUCAAAGAAACAACAAAUUAAAGAACAAAUGAACGUAAAUACAUGAAAUAUUUUAUUGUUAAAAUGUUAUAUUAAACACUGGCUACACUGCAGUUACUUAAAGCGAAUGUUUUAAUUACGUACUAGGCACUCGCCAGUCGAUAACGUAUUAUCUCCCUCUCGCGCUGUUGCGAGGGAGACAGCCUAAUUUCGUCACUCUCACGUGAUAUGCUCUCAACCAAUAAAACGCUAGAAAAAUGCGACUUUGACUAUUGAUAUAUAAUAAUUAUUGUUAUUAACCCUUAAAACGUGACAUGAUUUUUCGAUUUUCACUGACCGAUAACUUUGAUCCUAGUUUGAAUUUUCCGAAUUUUUAGAAGCGCUAUAACAUUUUGAGUUAUUUGGUCCACAUGUCUUCCAAAAUUUUCUCUCAUUAAUUAACUUUCAAAAACUAAAAAAUUGCGUCGUGUUGUCGAAUCGUGUCCAGUGUGUCUGGACAUUAACCCUAACCUAACCCCCUAACCUAAGCUAACUGAAAAGGGUAAAAACUUGUAAAAACCACGACCACGAAGAAAAAAAAAGUUUAAAAAAAUUAAUAAAAGUAGCGGUGUGAGCAGAAUUCGAUCCCUAAGCUAUCACAUAGAAUGCGGGCGCCUAAACCACAACGCUAUGGAGGACUUGCUUGAAAGUCCUCCACGUGGGCACCAAUAACCUCGCUUCUGAAGAGCCAGAAGAAGUGGCAUCUAAGAUGGAUGGGCUUAUCAAAGACCUCAAAGAUCACGCCAAGAAAAUUGCCAUCUCAAGUGUAAUUAAAAGGUAUGAUAACCAAGUUCCAGCUAGCAAGAUAACUCGUUUUAAUAUCCUUGUUAAAAACUUAUGCAUGAAACAUAAUACCACAUUUUUAGAUAAUGACCACAUUGACAGGUCGUUACUAAAUCGCUCUAAUUUGCACUUAAACAAACAAGGUGAUAGGGUGCUAGGGAGUGUUUUCUGCACAUAUCUGAAAUCGUUUAGAGUAGGUAAUAACAGGCAGUUUUUUCAUCAAGUUCAUGGACAUCGGAACAGAGAAUGGACAAUGUACUUGAAAUAUGUGAAUCAAAUAAUGAAGAAUUAGAUAGUCCUAUUUCCGUAAACAAUGUGAGUAGCGAUUUUUUCACUAGCCUUAAUUCCAUUCCCAAUGAAAGAAGUUUUAAAAUGGCUUUUCUUAACAUUGUUAGUUUGCCAAAAAAUAUUGAUGAAAUAAGGUAUUCAAUGUCAAACAAAUUCAUUGAUCUUAUUGCUUUCAAUGAGACUCGCCUUGACUCAAGUAUAACUAAUGGUAUGAUUCACCUUAAUGAUUAUGAUAUUAUUAGAAAAGACAGAUCAAGAAAUGGAGGUGGAGUUUGUAUCUACUUGCGUAGCUCCAUCAACUAUAUUAUAAGACAAGAUCUAAUUCCCUCUGAAUUGGAGGCUGUCUGUGUAGAAAUUAUUAAGCCACACAGUCGACCAUUUCUUGUUACAACCAUUUAUAGACCACCCAAUGCAUCAUCUGAAUUCUUUGAUCAUUUUGAAAAAUUAAUUAAAGCCAUUGAUGAUGAAAAUAAAGAAAUGUAUAUUCUGGGUGAUCUAAACUGUGAUAUGCUUAAAACAGACAAAGAUUCAAAUUCUCCAACAAAGAAAAUCAAAACAUUGUAUGAGUUGUAUUAAUUGUUACAAUUGAUUGAUGAAGCUACCAGAGUAACUAUGACAACCUCUAGUCUUAUUGAUCAUAUAGUCACCAAUACACCAGAGAAAAUUUCUGACUCUGGUGUUAUCCAUACUGGAUUAAGUGACCAUAGUUUGGUAUUUGCAAUAAGGAAAAUUUCUGUUGUUAAAAAACAAGAGAAGAAAGUUGAGAUAAGAAAUAUGAAAAAAUUUUAUCAUCAAAAAUUUGUUGAGGAUCUGAGGCAACAACCCUGGGAAAAUGUAUACUUCUUCGCUGAAGAUCCUAACGCUAUGUGGGAAAUUUGGAAGAAAUUAUUCGUAGAGGUCUUGGAUAACCAUGCACCACUUCAACAUAAAAAUAUUAGAACAAAAAAAGUUCCUUGGAUUACAAGUGCUAUAAAGCAACUUAUAAUCACAAGGGACAGAUUAAAAAGAAAGGCCAUUAUUACAAACCUAGAGAUAGACUGGUUAAAUUACAAAACAACGAGAAACAAAGUUAAUAUUCAGCUAAGAAAUGCUAAAAAAAUUUAUUACUCCACUAAAAUUUCUGAUCAAAAAUGCAACCCUAAAGAGGCUUGGAAAACUAUAAGCGAUAUACUAGGUAGGCAAAGCAAACCAACAGUAGUAAAUGAGUUAAAAUUAGGUGAAAAUAGUUUGACAAAUACCAAAGAUAUUGCGGAAGGCUUUAAUAAUUAUUUUUCAAAUAUUGGCCCUGAUCUAGCUAGCAAAAUUGAUACUCCAAAUUUGAACUUUCAAACAUAUAUUGAAAAGACUAAAUCAGAAUUCAGUGCAUUCCAGCCAGUCACUGUCAGCAAUGUCUACCAUCUUUUACAUGGUCUUUCUAGCAACAAAGCCACUGGCGUUGAUAAGAUCUCCAGUAAAAUUAUUAAAAUAGCUGCACCUUCUAUUUCAGAUUCACUCACAUGUAUUUUCAAUCAAGCUAUUAUCCUAUCCCUUUUCCCUCACGAAUGGAAAACGGCUAGAGUAAUACCUCUCUAUAAAAAUGGCCAACGAAACCUGCCAGGAAAUUACAGACCAAUUUCAAUUCUGCCUGUCAUUAGCAAAAUUAUGGAACGAAUUCUGUACGAUCAGCUAUACAAUUAUUUAACCAAAUUUGAACUUCUGAGUGACUGUCAAUUCGGUUUUCGUAAAUUUCACUCUACAGCUACAGCAUUACUUGACUGUACAAAUGAUUGGUAUAUGAACUUAGACCGCAAAAUGUUUAACCUGGUAGUCUUAAUUGACUUAAAAAAAGCAUUUGAUACUGUCGACCAUCAAAUAUUAUUGAAAAAAUUAGAGCUUUACAGAAUAAAAGGACAAGCUCUGUCUUUUCUAGAAUCAUAUCUCUCAAAUAGAAACCAAAAAUGCCAAAUACAAGGAUCUGUUUCAUCAGAGAAAUUGAUCAAAUGUGGCGUACCACAAGGCUCUAUUUUAGGGCCCCUAUUUUUUCUGUUAUAUAUUAACGAUUUGCCUCAAUGCCUGGAUAAAACAAAACCUCGGUUGUUUGCUGACGAUACAAACCUGACAGUUUCUGGAAACUCUAUUACUGAUCUUGAAACUGCAGUGAAUUCUGAUUUGGAAAAACUUAGGAAAUGGCUAAUUGCCAAUAAACUUAGUCUAAAUGUUGCUAAGACUGAGUUUAUGUUAAUUGGUUCAAAACAAAUGAUAAAAAAUAUUUCAAAUUUGCAACUAAAUGUGAAAAUUGAAAACGAGUCAAUUAAACAAGUUUAUGAAUCCAAAACUCUUGGAGUGACAAUUGACCAGCAUUUAUCUUGGAAAACUAACACUGAGAAUAUUUGCAAGAAAAUUACAUCUGGAAUAUCGGCUCUUAGGCGUUUAAAAGAAUUUGCUGAUAAGCAAACACUUCUUUCUGUAUAUAAUGCUAUUGUUCGCCCAUAUUUUGAUUACUGCUGUGAAGUAUGGGAUGUGUUUGGAGAAACGCAAUCAAAAAGACUCCAAAAACUACAAAACAGAGCUGCUCGGAUUAUUUUGAAUAUGAACAAUGACAUAGAUCACUCUGUUGCAUUGCAAGCAUUGGGUUGGAAGCCACUUAAAACAGAAAGGAAGAAAAGUAAAGCAAAAAUCAUGUACAAAUUAUUGAAUAAAAUGGGACCCAAAUCACUGAUUAAUCUCUUCACAUAUAAGGGUGAGGUGACAAACUACAAACUUCGGAACAUUUCAAGUAGUCUUUGUUUACCACAACCACGUACUAAUAAUAUGAAAAAAAGUUUCGUGUAUGACGGAGCACACCUUUGGAAUUCUAUUCCUAAAGAAAUAAGAGAGAACAAAUCCUUUUCUUCCUUUCGAAAGAAAAUCACUACUCACAUUGACUGAUAGCUAAUUAACAUAGAUGUUAAUAUUACCUGUAUAUAGAUUACUACCUUAGUUUGUUAGUUCAUAUAACACUUAUAUACUUUAUAAAAUCUUAUAUAAUUUUGUAAAUAGUUUUAAAAUUCUUUUCUGUAUACUUUUCGCACGCCCCUCGUGGAAAUCAGCUUCGGUUGACGGGGUCAGCGUGUUUAAAUAAAGUUUAUCUAUCUAUUUAUCUAUCUAAAGUCAAUUAAAUUUACGCGCUUUUUAGCCUUUUAUUUUUAACAAGUUUAAUGAUUAUGGAAAUGUGGGACCUAUAACCACUUCCAAAUAGCAAAUAUGCUCACCAAUGGUAAAAAUACAUCCCUGUGAGUCUGUGACCAUUUGACUGGCAGCCGGUCAGGUUUCGAAAUGUACUAAAUGACCGGCAGUCCAGUUCCUUUGUAAUUUAGAUUCUGAUCGUAAAUGAAUGAAUAUAACUACCUGUAAAUGGUGUGUUACCUGUAAAUUUCAGCGAUUGCUGCAAUAGACCCAUUGCACUGACGUCACAAUCCUUAGAGUGUCCUCCAGAUGCUCCCUAACAAUAUCUGUUCAGAUACAACAACCACAUACAGCGCAAAAAUUAACCAUUUUAAUACUAAAUUAUCAUAAAGUUUUACAAAAUUUGCUUUGUUUACAAAAGUUAUAAUAUGCAUAGAUUGGUAAUUUGUCCUCCAGAUGCAUCGUCACCGGCGCUGUGACGUCAUGUGCAAUGGGUCUAUAGUGUUGUGGCUAUACUGCUCUGAGACUAAGGAUAGCGGAUCGAAUCCUUGCCAAUAACGAUGAAUAAUUCAUUUAUACGGACAUGUUACGAAGAUUUUACGAUAAUAUUACGAGCUUAUAGUGGAAACCGCUUUCCAAUUGUAUUGACGUCAACUUCAAAGAACGUCCGUGAGGUAGUCAACCACUGAAGGCAAGGGGGGCAGAUUGUCGUGAAAGGACUGAGAUGAUGUUUGCAAAACAUCGGGAAUUGAACUUCGCCUAAUUAUGUUUUCAAAACAUCGGGAGUUGAACUUUGCCUAUUAAAUCAUGUUUUCUAUUUAUUGAAUGAUAGGGGUGUGAGGGGGUUCGCCACCAGGCGAUUGUUCUAUUCUUGAAGCUCAAUGACUGCAUUUCUUGCGUUUUCUGAAGCAAAUUCGUAAAAGAAUUGCACUAACAUUUAUGACAAUUCGCUAUUUCGCCAAGGUAUACCGAAUCGUUCCAAUAUACACUCACAAAUAAUUAAACAUAAAAACUUUAUUUAUAAAAGCUCGAAUAAUCAAAUUAUAACGACAUAAAGUUAAUGCUCACGAAUUAAAAUAACAAUGUAAUUUUCUCUCAAGUCUCAACAACAACAACACGAGUUCGUCACGUGAUCUAGUUCAGGGGGGUUCUAUCAACCUAAUUCCGCGGGGGGUUAACCCGCACACACUCCCCUAUAAAAAUGUCAAUUGUUCAUUUUUAUAUUACAGUUCUCUUCCUAGUCAAUUGUCUUCUUCAUCCAUCGCGAUAAUUUUAACGAGUUCUUUGGCUCUCUUUGCUGCAUCUCUGGUUGGUCUUUGAUCUCUGGUUUCCCUUUCGUCUUCUGCUUCGAGAUUGUCAGCUGGUUUCGUGGACGCUGGCUCACAACUUCGGAUCUCAAGUGGACAAACGAGUUGCAAAAGGCGUUCGAUGAUAUGCUCCUUGUAUUGAAUCAAAACUCCUCUUACUACCCCGUCCUUCCCUGUAACGUGAUUCACGACUUUCCCUUUCUUCCACUUUCCUCUGUUUUUCUCGUCUCCGACAACAAGCACGACUUCACCCAAUUCUGGAACCUUCGAUCUUUCCCUUUGUAUUCGAUGUGAUUCCAUCAAGCUAUGAAUAUAUUCUUUCUUCCAACGCGUACACGCAUGUUCUCGAGCCUUCUGUAGCCGUUUGUCGUACCGUGUUAGCUCCUCCUUCUCCAGAUCUUCAUCAAAUACAUACGAAUUUUGACCCCACAUGAUAGUGUUUGGCGUUAAGAUCCUUCCUUCGCCUAGUUCAUCCUCUACGUAGGUAAGUGGUCUAUUGUUUAAAUGACGCUCUACGUCCAUCAACACGGUUUCCAACUGUUCGAAAGUCAGGUGAGUUUUCCCUAAGGUCUUGUAUAAUGUCUUCUUUAUCUCCCUUAUCAGACGUUCAUAAAGUCCGCCCCACCACGGUGAUUUAGACAAGUUAAAUUGCCAUGUAAUUGACUGAGACGCUAAGUAAUCGUUCAGUUCUUCACUUUUCCUGAUCUUCUUUAUCCAAUUUGCGGUUGCUCGAAAGGUUGCUGCGUUAUCCGAUAUGAUUCUCCGUGGUCGUGUCCGUCUUGCUAUGAACGCGUUCAGUUUCUGUUGGAAUUCUUUAGCUGUCUGGGAUCUUGUAAGUUCUAAAUGCACCGCUCUUGAUGUUGCACAGGUAAAAAUUAGAACGUAAGCCUUGUCUUCCCUUUUCGAUGUCCGAUAAUAGAUUGGCCCUGCGAAAUCCACUCCGGUAUGCUCAAAUGGUCGACUCACUUCAGUGCGAAACGAUGGUAGAGCUGCAGUUUCUGUUGCUCCGUACGGCUUGGUUGAGAACACCUUGCACACGUUGCAGUUGUUUAUGUAUUUCUUAACCCGACUUCUUAAACGAGGUAUCCACCAUUCUUCUCUGAUACUGGCCAUAGUAUGAGCUACGCCAAGGUGGUUAUUCUUCUCAUGAACGUGUUGAAUUAACUUUGUGAUGAACUCUUCAUUCUCCAAAUAGAUCGGCUUGUAAUUCGCUAUUCGUCCUUCACAUCUGAGGAUUGCCGUGUCAACGUCCUUCGUCAAUUUAAAUUGUGGUUCACUCAAAUCUUCUGGAAUGUAUUUCUGGCUCCUCCGUACCAGAUGGUUUCUCGCGGUUAUCGUUUCAACAGUUGUCAAUGGACCGGAACGUUUCUUUUGUCCUCUCCGCUUCGCUAAGCUGUUGUCUGCAUACCGUAAUGCCCAAGCUACGACUCUGAUGGUACUCCAAUACGAGUGUCGCGCCAAUAGAUCGUCCCAUUCAUCUCGUUGGAUUUCAGUCACAUGGCCCACUAGCUCCUUUUGUGGUUUCUCUUCUUCUUCGAUUUGGGGUGUCUUCCUUAACAUUGGCUGAUCUGGCCAUUCGCUGACCUCAUCUAACCAAUCCGGCCCCGUAAACCAUCCUUCUUUGAUCAUUUUGUCAAUAGAUGCUCCUCUGCUCCCCAUAUCAGCAUGAUUCUGACCAGUCGGACAGUAUCUCCAAUCAACUUUAAUGUCCUUCGUUGCUUCGGCUAUCUUUCGCACGCGGUUGGCAACAAAGACUUUCCAUGGUCGCUCAGGAUUUGUUAUCCAGUACAAUGCAAUCAUACUGUCCAUCCAUAUUGUCACUGAAAGUAUAGGUAAAUGUCUCAACGCCUGACAUACGUUUUUCACCAUAUUCGCUGCCAUGUGCCCGCCGACCAAUUCUAACCGAGCAAUUGAAAGGUUUCGUUUCGAGAUUCUUGAUUUCGAACACAGAAGGCCUCUUAUCACACCGGUUUUCCCUUCGACUAGAGCAAUGGUUGCAGUAGAACAGGCAAGAUUGCUGGCAUCUGCGAACUGGUGGAUAUGGAUACCCUUCGUUCUUCUGCACUCUUUCAGGAUACUCCUCGGAACUUUAACAUUUCGCAAUUGUCCCGUCCAUCUGAACCAUUUUUGUUUCAGUUCUGGUGACACUUCUUCAUUCCAGCUGGCUUUCUCUUCGCAUAUCUCUCGAUAAAUGUGUUUGCCGGUUGCUAACGUUGGCGACAAGAUACCCAUGGGGUCAUAAAUGCUUCCCAGAUGGCUUAGCACAGUCUUUUUUGUUACUGGUUUACUUUGUGGGAACUCUGGCACGGUCACUUCCAGGGUGUCUUCUCGUUUGUCCCAACCAUGACCCAGAAUUUUACUCGGAUUAGGCGUGUCCUCCCCAUCCAACUCCUCGACAUUUGACUCCCAUUUGUGUAGGGGAAAUUUUGCGUCUUCCAGAAUACAAGUGGCUUCGACUUUGAACCUUUCCAAACCUUCGAUAUCCUCACUAACCGUCAUAAGAUUGUCUACGUAGGUAUUAUCUCUCAAAGAUUGAACGGUUUCUUCAUAGCAGGGUGGUUGCUGGUUGUAAUGAUGCUGCAAUGUCGCACCGAGAAUAAAGGGACUAGCCUCUGCUCCAAAGGGGACUCUGGUGAAUCUGAGAUGUUCAUCCUUGCCAUUGAUGUUGAAAAGGAAUCUGAAUGCAUCCCUGUCCUCCUCCUUUAUUCCGAUUUGGUGAAAAGCCUUCUGAAUGUCAGCAAGGAGAAUGUUGGUACACAUUCUUGUACGUAUCAUAAUGUCCCAUAAGUGUGGCAGUAGAGGGGGUCCAGUGUGCAUGCACUCAUUAACACUGCUUUCGAGGGGCUUUGGCUUUGCACUGGCAUCAAAUACCAUACGAAUCUUCGUUGUCGUUGCACCUUGUCUUAUUACAGGCUUAUGAGGCAUGUAGAAGAUUCUUUUCCCAGUUGGUUCCUCUGGGGCAAACUCGACAAUUCCUGUGUCUAACUGCUCUUCCACUAUCUCCUCAUAACCUUUGGAUAAUUCAGCGUCACGGCUUAAUCUCUUCUCGACAUUUCUCAGCCUGCGCCUACUCUGUUCUAAAUUAGUCUCUCUUAACUUACUUCCUUCGAUCCACGGAAUAUUAACUUCAUACCUGCCGUCUGCUUUCCUCGUAAUAUUUUCUGUAAACUCCAGCAGCACUUCAUCUUGGUCAUUCUCUUUCCGGUCUUCAAUUCCAAGAACAUCCAAACUGUAUAAUCUUUCGUAGUCCGCAACUUCAGUGGUAAACAGGCAUUCAUCCACUGGAUACUCACCACCAUGGAUCACCCACCCAAAUGUGGUUCCUUCGACGACUGGCUCGUUACUUUUCCCUUUAAAUAUUUCUUCCGUUUUAAUCUUGCAGUAAAGAUUGUCACCAAUUAUCAGAUCGAUUGGAUAUUUGUUGUCCCCCGUCACAUAGAAUUGUUUGUCCCUUGCAUGCGCAAGUUUCUCCUUCAGUUCACUAAUGGUUGGUCUCUGGAUCGUUGUGAAGUUCGGCAUUUGUGAUCCAGUAACUUCGAUAUUUUCCACUUGCUCCCCAUUAAUUGAAUGAAUCUCUACAUUAUAGACUGGUAGGGUUUGUUCCUUUGAGCCAUUAAGGGUCACAAUUUGUCGGACUUCAUGGCGUGUCGGCACCAUAUUUAACUUCUCCAUAGCAUUGCUUGAUAUAAAGUUCCUCCCUGACCCGGUGUCAAGGUAGGCCCACAGUGUUUCUUCCUGAAUUUUUACAGGAAUAAUGGGUGGAAGUGCUUCUUUGUUAUCGGUGUAUGCAUGCAAUACCAGGUCCGGAUUCUUCCUUCGGUCGCAUAAACUAGUGUGAUGUCUUCCUUGGCAUGUGUGACAUCCUCUGCUCUUACAAUUACUGGCUCUGUGGCCUGGAGACCCACAGUUAAAACAAAGCUUGCAUGCAACAAAGAAUGCUUUCCUCUUCUCCUUUGUAUCUUGGCUAGGACAGUUAUCAGACCAAUGGUUUUCCGCACAAAAUAAACAUUUUCUCUCCUUUGAUUUCUUCUCACCUUUCUGUGUCCACCACUGUCUCUCUUUUCCAGGGCUCUCUGAUGGCUUGGAUGUUUCUGCUGUCAUCUUGUUUCGCUUUAACCAUUGUUGAAGGUUGUCAAGUAAAUCUUUCAUGCACCAGCUUUCCCAUUCAUUAUCUGUGCGCACCAAAUCUGAUUUAAUAUUUGGCAGUUUAUUUGAUGUCGACAGUACAAAUCCCUUUAACAUAUCACUCUUUCCCAAAGUUUCUAGUGCAUCAAAACUUUGACUUGCUUUUUCAUAGAAUUCUUUUACUUUCUCAUAACUUGACCCCUUUACUACUGGCAAAUUAACAAUGGCAUCCAUAUGGGCAUUCACAACUAAUGUUGUGUGACCAUAGUCUCUCUUAAGUCUGUCCCAUGCAGUAUUAUACCCUGAUGUACUAGGCCUUAAAUUACUGAUUCUUUCUCGUACCUUUGGAUUGACCAUUUCUAAUAAAUAGGCAAAUUUCUCUUCGUCGCUUAUUGGUUUGUCGUGUACUUGCGUUGUGAACAUAUUUUCAAACCUAAUCCAAUCGGCUGGUGUGCCAUUGAAUGGAGAAAUUCGCAAUUUUGGUAAUUUUGCCUGUGUAGAUUUGGCCUUGUUUUCCAUUUCUAAACGUUUCUCAGUUGCUAUCAUUUCGUAUUUUAACUUUUCUUCGAAAAGUUCUCGUUCUUUCUCAUGUCUCUCUCGCCUUAAACGUUCGUCAAUUUCUUCCUGUCUGGCUCUGGCUUCGUCUUGUUGCCUCUCUACUCUCUCUUGUUGUCGUUUUUGUGCUUCGAUAGCUUUCAUUUCUUCGUCUUGUUUUAUUUCUUGAUCUCUCUCACGUAAAGCUUCGAUAAUCUUUUCUCUUUCCUCAAGUAACGUCGAAUAACUUGAUUUAACAUCGUUUCUCCACUGUCUCACGCCUCGAGGUGUCAUGUUAAGCUCUAUUUUUAACUCCACAGCAUUCAAUAUAAUAUCCGUUAAAGUUUCGCAAAUUGUCGCCGUUCUUUGCGCAACAAUCGCCAUUUCUUCGUAGUCUUUAGACUCUAUUAACUCAUCGGCUGGUUCUAGAUAAUAUUUCAAUUUAGAAAUCUCCUUCUUGAUACUGUUUUCCAUUCGCGAAAUGUCUUCGUUUGUUUUGAUCGCCUCCACUUCCGCCAUUGUACGCUCGCUUCCAUCGGUGGUUUCUACCAUUUUAAAUCGACUUUAAAUCCUGGUCACGGCACCAUUAUAUACCGAAUCGUUCCGAUAUACACUCACAAAUAAUUAAACAUAAAAACUUUAUUUAUAAAAGCUCGAAUAAUCAAAUUAUAACGACAUAAAGUUAAUGCUCACGAAUUAAAAUAACAAUAUAAUUUUCUCUCAAGUCUCAACAACAACAACACGAGUUCGUCACGUGAUCUAGUUCAGGGGGGUUCUAUCAACCUAAUUCCGCGGGGGGUUAACCCGCACAAAGGCAAUCCUUUAUAUCGAAAGGGCAUCUUUGCCCCCCUUACCCUUCCUGGUGAAGGGCAACGGGGGCGGCUGCCCCUCCUGUCCCCAUGCAGUUCCGGCGUCCCCGAUUCCAUUUCAUUGGCAUCACCAGGGCCGUAGCUAGUAGAGGUGUGCAUCGCACUGAAUUGGACGUUUAUAAUCCGACAAUUGGCUAAUUAAUGUUUAAAAUCCGAUCCGAAAUUGUCUAAUCCGAAUCCGAUCCGAAUUUUGAUAAAGAAUUCCGAUCCGAUCUGAAAAAUCCUUUAAUAAAAUAAAUUUCUCAUUCAAGUUGAAAUAUUUAACCAAAUAAAUAUAAAAGCAAGAAAUACAUGUCAAGAAGCUGACAAAGUGACAUCCAGUUGAAAUAUCAAACGAAUAAUGCAGCGACAACCGCGAUAAUGCUUUGAUAAAUGCAUGGAUAAUUAAUUCUUGCGAUACUGUGUGGAUAAUUAAUUCAUUUUAUUUCAAAUGUCGAAGUGAUCCGACUACGAAACAACUUUAUCAAUCCGAUCCGAAAUGUAUAUUUUUGUUCUAAAAUCCGAUUGGAUUGGAUUUGCACACCUCUAGUAGCUACCAUGUAUAUUCGACUCGAGUUGACUCGAGUCAGAGUCAAUGACUCGACUCAUUACAACACUGAUCUGCACUGAUAAGAAUUACCAGUUUUGAAGUUUCUAAAGGUUUCUUGAGAGAAUUGAGUCAAUUAUUGACCAAAUACAAACAAAGAUACCGUUACGCAUAUUUUACGCAUAGACAUAUUACAGAAGUAAUAAACCGAAAAACAUUUACCGAUUUAUGAUUUGUAAAUUGUUAUCCAUCUAAAUGCCAUGAUUUUGUAAAUCAGUUUAUAUUGUUUAUUAACAACUAAAAUUCUGUUAUACUAUUAUUGCCAUAAUUUUCCGAAUGGCCAACCCGAUUUUCCGAAUAUGUUAAUUCUAAAAAAGUUGGGGGGUUAACCACUCCCUCCGCAAAUACCCCCCUCGCUACGGCCCUGGGUGUCACUUUAGUAUAUAUAUACUGUAUAAAUGAACUUGCAGUUAGAGCUUGUCAAGUGGCCUCUGUAGCUCAGUUAGAGCGCUGCACCGCAAUCGAAGGGCCACAGGAUUGAUUCCUGUCAGUGGGCCAAUAGAGGUUAACUAGACAUGGACAGAUUGCCAAUGCACUUCUCUUGACAUGUAAAAUUAUCUGGUGUUACAGGUAGAUGGAGUAAAAUUAUACAGUAGGGUGCAUUAGGCGGCAAUGCAACUUAAAAGGCUAGGCACAUGGGCAGAUAGUCUGAUUAACAUUAGCAUUAGACAGAGCAAAAUAAAGUAGGCCAGUAGGGUGCAUUGGAGCACAAUCACUGAUCUGAAAUAAGACCGGAUAAUGCAUCUAUAGUAUGCAAAAGUGAAGCCGCCACCCGAUUCUGGGGCCCCACGUUUGUAUAGAUUUGUAUUACAGCAUGGUAGUUUUUCGUGUUUUUUGCCUUGGCUACGUUUCUGACCGGGCCAGUUUUACAAUCACAAAGAUAGAAGCAAUUCUAAUGCACCCUACAUGUAUUUAAUAUAUUUCACGCUAUCUAACAGCAGACAAUUUUACUCAUCUUGCACAUUUUAUGGCAUGCAUAUGGCCAUGCCUGGAUCCUUCACCGAAGUGUCUCACCUUUUUAUUUUCUUGACAUUUCAUAAUUCAGAUGCGACCAUAUAUGUUGGUGGACUUGAUGAGAAAGUCAGUGAGACCUUGCUUUGGGAGCUGUUCCUACAAGCUGGACCUGUUGGUAAGUUUGAGAAGUCCUGGUGAUGCACUGAUAUCAGUAUAUCUACCCCAUUGAAAUUAAUAUACAUGUAACUGGAAUGCUACCUUCAGACAAACUGCCUAUCUUUUUCUUGACGCAUGUUUAAGUCAUGGUUGACUGAUUGAGUGCUCUGCGCAUGCAUGAAAAGACUGGGACUGGCCUUGGAGGUAGCGUUCCAGUUCCAGUAUAUUAAAUUAAUUUCAAUGAUCUACCCUACAUUCAAAAUAUCAGUAUCAGCAUUUUUUGAGCUUGAUACCAAUAUUUUAUUAUAUAAUAAUAAAUUUAGAAAAUAUAUUUUAAAUUUAAAAAAUAUUUUGGAUUUUGAUUUCUUGUAACAGAAAUCAAUCAGGCGUAAAAAAAACCUGUGGUUCCGGUUCCCGACCGACCCUAUUUUUUUCUGCUGACCCUAUUAUUUUUUCUGUGUGACCCUAUUUGACUGUGUGACCCUAUUUUCUCUGGGUGGUUGCGGGCUGCUGCCAAAAUGGCGUAUGUUGUCACACUAUUUAUUGAAAAAAAAAUUAUUUCCAACCCUAAUUUUUUCCGACCCUAACUUUUUCGCAAUAUGAAACCGGAACCACAGGUUUUUUUUCACACCUCAGUUACAAUACCCUACAUGUACCUGUACAGUAAUGUGCUGUAUCAAAUAUAAAUUCAAUAUAUAGCCCAGGCUAAUAGCCAUAUUCUAAAAUUUAUCAAAAUGUAUAUGGUUAGUGUUGAUGCAUGAUUAGCCACUCAAAGUGAAAUAGACUAUUAAUCAGUAUUGGUUUUCAGUAUCAACCCUUGAAUAUCAGAACUUUGUUAGAACAUCAGUAAGUUGCCAUCUCACUACAUCAAUACAGUGUUUCAUUUCAUAUGAGCUAUGUGUCCUACUGGACCCAAUUGCCCACAGUCCAUGAUUUUAUCUCUCUUUUACAAUGCUAUUUGAAGUUUACAACAUGAUAUUUUUUAUUCUUACUAUGUUCUAAGUAAAUGUUCACAUGCCAAAAGAUCGGAUUACUCAACUGCAUCAAGGCUAUGGCUUUGUUGAGUUCCUUGGUGAGGAAGAUGCUGACUAUGCAAUAAAAGUUAUGAACAUGAUUAAAGUUUAUGGAAAACCUGUCAGAGUCAACAAGGUUGGUUUAGUACUUGUAUUUAGAUUAGCCUUUAACAUCCAAAAGUCUCCCAGGUUUCCAACUAGUCAUUGAAGGUCCUUGGAUUUAAAAACCAAAAGUUAAGUCUUUGAAUUUGAAUUUGAAAACAAAAAUGCAAGACCUUAGACUUGAAGCUCUUGAAUUUAUAUAGACUGAAGUGCUUGAAAGUCUGUGAAUUUGUCAUGCUUUAGUUUACAGAUAUUUUCUGAAACUUUUGUGACAUUAAAAACGGAUAUGUCUGCAUGUUUCGAUGGUUGUUUUAAUUUCUAGAUUCUAAAACUUGUAAAUAGAACAACAUUUAUUUUUUGUAAAUCAGUGUUGAAAAUCCCUAUUUAGGGAACACAAUAAAGUAUGUAUGUAUGUUGUUGUUGUAGUAGUGACGUCAUCAUAAUGUCAUGUGAUGUAGUGGGAUAAUAGUUUGGUGUUCAUAUGAGAACAGAUAGUAUUGAAGACACUGAACGAGAUUGCUUAUCACUAGAAAUUUACAUUUAUACUGGGAUUUGUUUAUAGUUUGUUCACUUUGUUAUCAGUAUUAUUAAAUUGGUUUCACUAAAGAGUCUCAGUGAGAAUAUUGUAGUUGUCAGAAGGGUAACUCAUUCAAAAAUAUCAAACAUAUUACAGUGCCACAUGAUAUCGUAUUGACAUGAUUUGUGCAUGAUAUUAAUAAUAAUAAUAAUAAAAGCAUUUAUUUAAACACGAUAGUAAAUUUACAGCAUAGCUGAUGUGGUCGUGUACGUGAAACUAACUACAAUAUAUAAACAUAAACUAACUGAAUUAUACAUCUAUCUCUACAUUAUCUAACAGAACAACAAAUUACAUGUCACAUAACUGAGAUACUAUUUUACACAACCAUACAUAUUAACUACUUAAACCUAUGGCGUCACAUUUUAGCACAAUUGUUAUAUUAUAUAUGACUAUCUAAUUUUCAGUUCGUAAUACCAAAACAUAAACUGUUUAGGAAAUAACUACGAAAUACUUUAGACAUGCAAGUAGAAGCUUUAAUUAAGUGCUCUUAGCGAGAUUAACCAGCUUUGAUGUAAGAUAUAUAGCUAUGAUUAAUUUAGCAAUAAAUUUGGCAUUAGCUAGUCAUAUAUUAAUUAUUACUGUCUACAAUUCUUAUAUUGUACUUAAUAUAUACAGUAUGCAGUCUCUGAGUGCCCUCCAGUUAUUUCAUAUCUUUAUUUUAGUUAUGUAAGACAAAAAAAGAAGUAUUCUGUUUCUGGUCAGCUCGCGCGUCAUCUUUGACUAUGUGCAUCAAGUAAAUCUACUGAAAUUUUGACACGAAAGUAAUAUGUUACAGAUUGAAUACUGUACUCAAAGUACUCAAAUGUACUGCAUGUUUUGGCAUGAUUUUUGUGAGAGAAUAAAGCAUAUUCUGGUGAUAUUUCAUGAUUGAUAUAACAACUAGAUAAGAUUUUGCCGUUGUCUGUUCAGUUAUAGAUACACAGUAUGACAUCAUAACGUGGGAAGAACAAAAGAAAGUGGCUCACGAGCCGCCGUAUGAUCAAGCUUGCGAGGUUGCAUUAUGAUGCCAUACUGUGUAUCUAUAAAGAAAACCCCCCAAUUAAACAGGUAAAUAGCUUACUUUUUAUCCACCCAAACAUUUGGAAAUUUGAAAAAGUCGAAUUUUUACAAGGUAGCCAAUGUCAUUAAUUAUGACGUCAUUCCGUGCGUCUGUCCUCUAAUAGAUCAUGGCUCUCGACCAAUGAAAGUGCUUGAAUACUUAACGUUAUUAUAUAAUAUUCUAUAGUAGUUCUCAUUCUAUUCUAUGUAUGGUAGACUUGGUGAAAGUUUACAUUAAGCUUAAAAAAUCAAUGUACAGUAUGUACUUAUAGAAACUAGAAAUGUAUUCGCCAUUUCUGCAAAAAGCACCAGAACGCUGCAAAAAGAGUCAGUUUUGGAAAAACUGACCAGAAACAGAAUACUUUUUUUGGCCUAAUGCUCUUAUAAUCAUAAAUUCAUAAACGGUUCUAAAAUUUUAUCAGGCGUCGUCCCACAACAAGAAUCUGGAUGUUGGUGCAAAUAUAUUCAUUGGCAACUUGGAUCCUGAAAUUGACGAGAAAUUAUUGUACGACACGUUCAGUGCUUUUGGAGUCAUUUUACAAACACCAAAAGUAAGUUGUUUUGUUUGGGUUUAUAUAUGUACUGUAGUUACCAGGAUUGAUAGAUUGGCCAUUUUGAGGCCAGAUAACUCGAUUUUCUUUAUUUUUUGUUUGGCUUCGAAAAAAGUUUAGCCUUUUGGCUUCUUUUUUGCCUCUUCACAGUUUACAAGAAUUUUGUCAACAUUUAUUGAUUAUUUUGAAAUAAAGCAUUGAUUUUUGCAGGUUUGUUCCAUUUUUAUUCAUUGUCAGAAAUAACCUGUUCUAGGCGCCAAUCAGGAUUCAUGAAAUCCAGCCAAUUAAACAGCUGAGUGAGCAUAUCACUGUGUUCGCAGAAGUCCGCAUUUGACUUCUUUUUGGCCUCUUUUGAACAAAAAAUUGUUUGGCCUCUUUUGGUAGAUUUUGGCUACUUUUUGAACGGCAUUUUGGUCCGAGAAUGCGCAAGAACCUGCCAAACCCUGGUAGUCACAUGACUGUAGUGUGUGGUGUACAGUGUUUUAGUAGAAAAUAUUUUCAUUUUCUGUUUUAGAUCAUGAGAGAUCCAGAGACUGGCAACUCGAAAGGUUUUGCUUUCAUAAACUUUGCAAGUUUCGAUGCUGCAGAUGCGGCCAUUGAAGCAAUGAAUGGACAACAUUUGUGCAAUCGUCCGAUCAGUAUUUCUUAUGCUUUCAAGAAAGACUCUAAGGGUGAAAGACAUGGCUCUGCUGCAGGUAAGUACGUAUAAUACUAAAAAAACCCCGUGGCUAUCACUGUUUUCUGCAUGCUUCUUUCGACUAGCUACUAUCACUAAACCUCAGACCACCUCCAAACAACAGACAGCAGAUUUUGGUACCAAGCUGACUGUUCCCACUGUACAUUACAUCUGUCCGAAAAUACGAUUUCGACUACUGGCUUUUUGUACCUUUUGUCUUCUAGAACGUCUGUUGGCUUCCCAGAAUCCUCUGGCGCAAGCAGACAAGCCACAUCAGUUGUUCGCAGAUGCUCCACCUACCCAAAUAAAUGGCUUUGAUCCAGCCAUGAUGAUGGGUGGGGGAGUACCACCUCCUCCCAUCAUGCCGCCACCAGGUAUGUGUUUCGUAAAAUUACAUACACAACUCAACACUUAUUGAUUCUAGUAAUACAUUACGAUUCUAACUGGCCGCCAUAUUCGUUUCCUGAUUCAAUUAAUCAUUAGUUAUUAUACAAAACAGACAUUAACCCAAUUCAAUGUAGCCUGCUCCCAGCCCGAAAUCUCAAAAGCGGAAAAUGCGGUCUGCUAAACUACAAGCGUCAUCGUGUAUAAUGACGUAAGAGACCCAUGCAUUUGCGAUUGAGUUUGAGUUAAUUCUACUGAAUGUCGAUGACCGGAAAGUACAGUACUGAAAUGUAUAAAUAAACCAGGAAAAUUUCAUCAAACUAACCGAAGUACAUACCAAAAUGUUACGAAUAAGCAGACAAGUGCAUAUCUAUUAAGCAUAUGCAUAUCGAUGAUAAGAAGACAAGUGCAUAUCAAUGAAUCUUGAACCAAUUUUAAACGAAAACAACAAAGUCAUAGCAAAAUCCCGAGAUUGAAAUAAAUUAUUCAUGAACGGCUAUACGCGACAAAUCCAAAAGAAUAGAUAAACCACGGAAAGGUCAAUCAAUCUGGGCAAAAUAUAUGCCGAAAUGUUACGCAGACAAUUACAUAUAUUAUUCGAGAAUAAAAAUCACUUACAAUAAUUAAAACAUAUUGUGGAAGAGUAUACAAGCGAGAAAAAAACCUGAUCGUAUAGUGUUGCCAUUACUGUAUACAAUAAACAUUGGGAUUAAUUUACAAAGCAUUAAAUUAACCAGCACUACCUAUUUUCGCGUGAAUGCGAUGUUUGUAUACACGAUUAACGUUCCAGAUCAGCAGACUGAAUUUUGAAACGAAUUCAGGCUGCGAGCAGGCUAAAUUCAAUGUUCAACAUUCUUCAUUUGAUGAGUAAAAUAGAACAAAGUAGAAUGCAUUAGGGCACAUUGUAACUAAAUAGGUCAACACGAGACAAGGCCAGAUUAUUGAACUAAAUAUAACUGCAAGGCUACCUCCAGCUGGAAAUGUAAUGCCAAAGUUUAGAGUCAGUAACCCCAGCGCGAUCAAAUUGUCAUAAAUACAUAACAGUACAUGAAAUAAAAGUUACAAUUGCCGCUGCAUGAGUAAUUCUAGAAAAUGCAAAGUAAUGGACAUUCCGAAAACGGUUAACAUGUAUUCUAUGUUUCGACUGACUUCCAGUCAUCAUCAGAAUGACGGCUGCUAAAGUUCAUAGGAACUUUUCUUCUUUAAUAUCUGUGAAUCUUUGGUAAUGCCAGCUCGCUCCCUCAGAGUGAAAACGACGCCUGACUCCCGCUGUUGCACAUGCGCAGUACUGCUGUUAUGCACAAUUUACUUCCGGUCGGCCACGUCGUGACCUUGCGUCAUCAAAUCUUAAACUCUCUAUAGUGUCGCAUGAAAGUCGCGCGACAUAAACACGCGAGUUUUGCCCAAUCGGGUAGAUAGUCUAUAGUAGAUAGUCUGGUUAACGCAUUAAUGUCCAUAACUUGGUUCUUGAUUAGUAAAAUUGUCUGGCAUUAGACGGAAUAAAGUACGAAGUAGAACGUAUACGCAAUACAAUAUGUUGAAAGCAAAAAUAGGAACGGUUGCGAAAAUGCAACACAUGGUCCUCUGGCAGGAAUCGAAUGUGCAUCCCUGCGAUUCCGCGGUACAGCGCUCUAACCAACUGAACUACAAAGGCCAGUUGUCGAGCUGUAACCGCUAGUUCAUGACUUGUAUACUGUAUACUGAUUUUCUGGUGUGCGGGUAGUGAUAAUGUGUCUUGAAAGAUGUUUUUGCACUUCACUUGGUUGAACUGGAAUGCUGCAUGGGUUUGGCGAAUAAUCCAAGUGACCUAAGCAGGGACCUAACCAAUUGAAGACUUAGCCUGUAUUAAGUGAGUGAGCUCCAUUGUUCUCGUCUAGAUGUGAGACGCGAUGCUUUGUGUGAAAGAAUGAUUAAAAAGGGAACUAAUAGUGAUGGUAACCGGCUGUCUCGUCUUUUACUUCAGACCAGAGAAAACGUGAUUUACGCAAUUUUAACAACUGGUCGUCGCUCAAAUGUAGAACUGACCGUCUUAAGAAAAUCUUAAACCACUAAAAUAUGAUGGCAAUAUAUACCUUAAUUUCUUGCAACUAAAUUUUAAAUUGUUUUAUAACUUUAUAACUUAUCAUAAUGUUAUUAUUGUGAGCACAUUGUAAUUCAAAUUUUGUGAUUAUAAAUUCUAGAAAUGAAGGUUAAUAAAGUCGCUGAUAGAAAAAUGAAAACAAAUUUGUCAAUUUAUCAUCAUUUUUGUUUAUUUUCACUAGGUCUUCCACCACCUGGUAUGAUGCCAGGUCAAAUGCCUCCCCCGGGAUUCCCACCACAAGGUCUCCCACCUCCCGGAAUGCCUCCAGCUCCACCACCUCCCAUGUCUAUGAGAGGACCACCACGUGGUCAGGAAAGAACAGAUCAGGUAAGACGCGCGAAAACGAUAUGCCAUUUAAUAACCUAGUAAUCAGUAAUCUGCGUUGCUGUGUAAAAGAAACAUAUGUCGAGACUGCCGCGCAAGUGACGAAUUGUGUUUUUGUUGUUCUACUCAUGGUCGAAUAAAAGGUAACCCGGGACGUACAUGCAUAAGUGAACUUUAAAACCAAAGAUAGAGAUAUUUUGGAAAUGCUUGCUUAUACGCAAUUUUAAGUCAAUUUUGGUACACGUGCCUCGUUACAAUUGUUUAGGGGUCUCUAAGUUUACGAAAGCAUAUAAUAGAACAAACGUAACUUAGACCAUUCAAAUGCCUAGUUUCUAUAAUUGUUCCUGUUUAUCAAAGCGUAGAAUAAAAACAAAAGUAUAACUUAACAUUAUACUAGAAGUUACUGUCGCAAGGAAAUUGCUGCCUCGAAUGGCACAUGUUAGCAAGGAAACAACUUACUUUACAGUGAAACGGAUAUGUAAAAUCACUUUAAUUAAUAAGGCGCAAAAAUAUGAGAGAAAACUCGGAAAAGUAGGGAGAGACGGAAUUGGAUUUACCCUGCAAGCGCGCCAAAUUUUACCGUCGGUUUUUUCCUACGGAGGUGUGGCUUGCGAGUUGAGAACAACAACAAAUUUUCUCACUAAUUUUUGCAACUAACAUUCAAAAUGCUACAAAUGUCCCAAGUCCGUCUCUCCCUACUUUUCUCCUGAGACGGACUUGAACCAAGUCUAAAGGAGUACAAGACCUGUUUCUUUAAUGUACAAGGGAACAAAACAAGAAUGUCUGUAAAUAACAGGGAAUGGCAACAUUGUAUGCACUUGGAAUUUAAAUGCUUAUAUUAGCCACAUGCCCUGAGUAUAACCUCGUUGACCUCCAUCCAUGAUUCACAAAGCACAAGCAAUUAACAUUUCCUCAAUCUGAGUUAAAUCUUUCAUUUCAUUCUUAUCCCGAGAACAUCGUGAACACACAUAUGGUGCCUUAGGUUUAGAUCAAGCUUCAAAACAUAUGCCAUUAGGAUCAGGCAUCCCAAAACAAUUACGUACAUGAGGGUCAAUCAGAUAGAAACACUCCAUAUGCUUUAUAUAAAAGCAUAUUUAUAUUUAACAAAUGUAUUUGCAAUUGCUAUGUACAUUUUAUAAUAAUGAGAGGGAUUGUCCUCAAUGAUAACAAGCCCCUGCUGUUCUUGUUUGAAAUUAAUUUCACAAAUUACUUCCUCAUUAUUUGUUGACAAAUUACUUCCUCAUUAUUUAUGUUUUCAAACAUUAAGGUUACUCCACAUGAUGGAAACUCAUUUCACCAAAAUGCUCACCGCGCGCUCAAUUUUCAAGUUUUCCCCUUCAAAUUUUGCAUGCAUAAUGAUAAAUCAUUGCUGUAGCUAAAGAUUUGCCAAAAAUUCUACACCUUUAAAAACUGUACUUGCUACGGGUUGCUUUUGAAAAUAUGACGGCCUUUGCGCCACGAGAUUAGAACGCUUCUGAUUUACCUCAAAGGCUUCCGAAACAUAAUAUUUCCCAUCUCAAAUGAUCAAAGAACAAAACCGUGUUCGCGUUUUUUGACAGGUAUUAUAUUUGCUUUGAUAUAAAGCAGAGAAGUUGACUCAUCUAAAUUUUGGGAGAACGGCAGAAUAGAUGCCUAUAACUUGAAAAGUAUGGCACUAAAUAAAAAACGCGAACACGGUUUUGCUGCUGUACUAUUGUUCAACAUUGUGGCAAAGUUUGGAGAGAAUCGGAUAAAACGUGCGCGUUUCUAAACAAUUUUUGUGGGGACAAUCUGAGAAUAUUUCAAUCUCCGUAAAUGACGAUAUUAGGUUUGGCGGGGUUUUUCCGCUCUCUUUUAUCACUUCGAACUGUAAUCGGAUUAAAAUUAGUAAAAGUGUGUUUUGGCAAGGUUUGGUAGAAAAUGCGGGUUGCGGGUAGUUUUUUGCGGGUAGUUUUUUUGCGGGUAGUUUUUUUUGCGGGUAGUUUUUUUUGCGGGUAGUUUUUCACAACUAUAUUUGCUAAUUCAUUGAUAAGUUUCCUUCACAAAAAUAGAUUUAUUUAUACAACCUUUCAUUCAUUACACUUAUUUCCACUACACAAUACAAAAUCCAAAAUAUACAUUAUAAUUAUGAAGCCCCAGUUACACAAUAAUGGAUUUGCUUGUUAGUUUAUAACCUGCGCCGAACAACGAGAACGAACGAAUAUCAUUGAAAUCGCGAAAGCUGAUUGGUUUACAUAUUUAAACAUGUACAAAUAG
Molecule: messenger RNA, 22638 nt
Organism: Paramuricea clavata
Lineage: Eukaryota; Metazoa; Cnidaria; Anthozoa; Malacalcyonacea; Plexauridae
Source: the annotation of a GenBank genome assembly